This is a messenger RNA of Tyto alba (common barn owl), 1312 nucleotides long. It is a transcript of the gene CNPY3, whose product is annotated as canopy FGF signaling regulator 3. Gene Ontology annotation, cellular component: endomembrane system. Gene Ontology annotation, molecular function: signaling receptor binding. Lineage: Eukaryota; Metazoa; Chordata; Aves; Strigiformes; Tytonidae. Bases 122 to 1192 code for a protein of 356 amino acids. The record is from RefSeq and is a predicted model, not a curated record. The transcript is spliced from 8 exons.
GGGGCGGGCAGCGCCAUUGUCGCGCUGUCACCGCUGCGAUGGGACCGAGCCCCCGCCCCAAACCGCCCCACCGCAACCCCAGGUGCUGGGGGGCACAGUUGGGUGCUGAGCCUUCAGCAGCAUGGAGGUGCCCUGGGUGCUGCUGGCCGCUGCUCUCCUGCCCUCCGGCUGGGCCACCAAGCCCCUGCCCACGCUGGCCCCACCGCUGAUCGUGGCGGUGGCCGGGCAACCCCGGCGGCUGGUGGCCUGCGUGGUGAGAGAGCUAGCCCCCGGCUCCGGCCAUGCUGUCUGGAUCUCCGGCGGGAACGGCAGCGCCUUACAGCCCCUCGCCUACGGGACCUCUCGGGAGGACGGCGGCACCGUUUGCGCCGUCGCCCUCCUCCCCGGUGACCCGCGCGGCAAGGGGGAUCUCGCCUGCCAUGUGGGACCCAACGCGACGGCCCCAACCCACAGCUCCAGCCCCGUCUGCUUCACGGGCGAGGAGGAGGUGACAAAACCAUGUCCCAGCAGCGUGGUGGUGUGCAAGUACGUGGCGGUGGAGCUGAAAUCCGCUUUUGAAGAGACAGGCAAGACCAAGGAGGUGAUCGACACCAAGUACGGCUUCCUGGACGGGAAGGGCUCCGCUGUCAAGUACACGCAGUCGGACAUCCGCUUAAUCGAGGUGACAGAAAACAUCUGCAAGCGGCUCUUGGAUUACAACCUGCACAAGGAGAGGAGCGGCAGUAACAGAUUCGCGAAGGGCAUGUCAGAGACGUUCGAGACGCUGCACAACCUGGUGCACAAGGGCGUCAAGGUGGUGAUGGACAUCCCCUACGAGCUGUGGAACGAGACCUCGGCAGAGGUGGCUGACCUCAAAAAGCAGUGCGACGUGCUGGUGGAGGAGUACGAAGACGUGAUCGAGGACUGGUACCGGCACCACCAGACGGAGGAUCUCUCCCAGUUUCUCUGCGCGGAGCACGUGCUCAAAGGGAAGGACACGAGCUGCCUGGCGGAGAAGUGGAGCGGCAAGAAGGGCGACUUGGCAAGUGCCGGGGGGAAACCGAGCAAGAGAAAGAGCGGGAAGAAGAAGAAGAAGGAGGAGGAGGAGGAGGAGGAGGGAGCCGGCAGGCUGCUGCCCGCGGGGGAGCCGCUGGAGGAGAGCGGGGUGCAGGAGGAGGCUCCGCUCCCCCGCAGCCCCGCCGAUGAGCUGUAGGCGCCCGGGACCGAAGGGACUUGUGCUGGGGCGGGGGCGGCCCGGGGCGCCUGGCCCCAGCCCGGGCGGUCACCGGGCCGGGACCCCCCGCCCGACGCUGUAAAUAAAGAGACGUUUGUC